This is a messenger RNA of Fonsecaea erecta, 1446 nucleotides long. RefSeq names its product ATP-dependent rRNA helicase RRP3. Gene Ontology annotation, molecular function: nucleic acid binding; RNA helicase activity; ATP binding. The record is from RefSeq and is a predicted model, not a curated record. The coding region runs from base 1 to 1446 and encodes 481 amino acids. The transcript has a single exon. NCBI's taxonomy places the organism in Eukaryota, Fungi, Ascomycota, Eurotiomycetes, Chaetothyriales, Herpotrichiellaceae.
AUGCCGCCCCUCAAGAAACGGAAGUUGAGCCACGAUGAAUCCUCCUCCGAUAAUGAUGAUCAGUCUGCAAAGUCGCCUGUCGGGUCCGAGAGCGCACCGACCAGCGAUGCUGAAGAAGAAGAAGAAGAAAUGCACACAAAGUCCACGAAACCAACGACGUUCAAAGAGCUGGGAAUAAUUGACUCCCUGUGCGAAGCAUGCGAGAGACUCGGGUACAAGGCGCCUACUCCAAUCCAAGCUGAAGCCAUACCGCUGGCUUUGCAAGGUCGUGACCUCAUCGGGCUGGCAGAGACAGGCAGCGGCAAAACGGCUGCAUUUGUCCUGCCUAUCCUGCAAGCACUCAUGGACAAACCGCAACAACUCCAUUCGUUGAUCCUGGCACCGACACGAGAACUAGCGUACCAGAUCUCCCAGGCGGUGGAAGCCCUAGGCUCGCUGAUCGCCGUCCGGUGCGCUGUGCUGGUCGGUGGAAUGGAUAUGAUUCCACAAUCGAUUGCUCUAGGAAAGAAACCCCAUGUCAUUGUUGCCACGCCCGGCCGCCUGCUGGACCAUUUGGAAAACACAAAGGGAUUCUCCCUGCGCCAGUUAAAGUACCUGGUCAUGGACGAAGCCGACCGACUGCUCGACUUGGACUUUGGGCCCAUCCUGGACAAGAUCCUGAAGAUCCUACCAAGGGAAGGGAGAAAGACGUAUCUGUUUUCUGCUACCAUGUCGAGCAAGGUCGAAUCCCUACAACGAGCUUCAUUGUCAAAUCCCCUCCGUGUGGCGGUCUCCCAGGACAAAUACCAAACCGUGUCGACGCUGAUCCAGUCAUACCUCUUCAUCCCCCACAAGCACAAAGACCUUUACCUCAUACAUGUUUUGAACGAACUUGCCGGCCAGACAGGGAUCAUCUUUACACGCACAGUCAACGAAGCACAGCGAAUCUCGAUCCUACUUCGGACCCUGGGCUUCUCCGCAAUUCCAAUCCACGGCCAGCUAUCUCAACAGGCGCGAUUGGCCGCUCUCAACAAGUUCCGCGCAAAGUCUCGUAAUCUGCUCGUCGCUUCAGAUGUGGCGUCGCGUGGCCUCGACAUUCCAUCCGUUGAUCUCGUGGUCAACUUCGAUCUUCCCCACGAUAGCAAAACAUACAUCCACCGCGUCGGGCGUACGGCGAGAGCGGGCAAGAGCGGCAAAGCGAUUUCAUUUGUCACUCAGUAUGAUGUGGAGCUGUGGAUGAGGAUCGAGGGGGCACUGGGCAAGAAAUUGAACGAGUACGAAACAGUCAAGGAAGAGGUCAUGGUGUUGGCAGAACGAGUAGGAGACGCCCAACGGGCGGCAGCAAUGGAGAUGAAGGAGCUGCAUGACAAUCGGGGCAAGAAAGGUGCAACGCUGCGACACAAGCGGACGGCAAAGGGCGUGGGUGGGAAGCGGAGCCGAGAUGAUAUGGACCAAGACGAAGGAUAG